UCUCCCCACCACCAUCCACACCUAUAUAUUGGAUAUCUUCUCUUUCCCUCUUCUAUUCAUCGUAUCUACAAAAACAAAAGUUCCGUAUUGUUGAAAUCUGGUGUUGUUAAUUAACAUGGGAUCUGGGUUAUCUUCAUUUCUUGGUAUCUACAGCGCACCGGCGGGUCCUCCGGUGACGGGUCUGGGUGAUUUGCCGGAGAGUGUUGUGGGGCCGGUUCUCGGAUACUUGAACCCGCAAGAGAUCUGCCGGGUCGCAGCGCUUAAUCGAGCUUUUCGGGCUGCUUCGUCUGCUGAUUUUGUGUGGGAAUCGAAAUUGCCUGAGAAUUAUAAGUCUAUUAUAUCCAGGGUGUUUGCUGAUGAUGACGAAUUUGGAUCAAAUUUGUGUAAGAAAGAUAUUUAUGCAAGAUUGUCAAGAGCUAAUUCUAUUGAUGGAGACACAAAGAAAGUUUGGUUGCAUAAGGGCACAGGAAAACCAUGUGUGUUGAUAUCUUUUAACGGUUUAACGAUAACUGGCAUCAAUGACCGGAGAUACUGGAGUCGAAUUCCCACCGAAGAAUCAAGAUUUCAUUUAGUGGCCUAUGUGCAGCAAAUUUGGUGGUUUGAAGUUUCCGGAGAGGUGGAGUUCCCGUUCGCGGUGGGAACAUACAGCCUGUCAUUCCGCCUACAACUUGGGCGGACCGGGAGGCGGUUUGGGCGGCGGGUGUGCAACUGUGAUCGGAUUCAUGGGUGGGACCGAAAGCCGGUGAGGUUCCAACUGACAACUUCUAAUGGUCAAAAAGCAGUAUCUGAAUGCAACUUGACCUCACCUGGGAUGUGGAAUCUUUAUCAUGUUGGUAAUUUUGUGGUUGAAGAUUCAAAGGUGCCAAUGAAGGUUAAGUUCUCAAUGAUGCAGAUUGAUUGUACACAUACUAAAGGUGGUUUGUGUGUGGAUUCAGUGCUCAUUUGUCCCAAAUAAAAUUUUUAGUAGAGGAUAUGUAGUGGGGUCUGGGUGCGUUGACCCUAAAAACCCUGACGUUGAAGAGAGAGGGAUGAGCUUGAGGAGAGAGGGGAGAGGGGGAAGUUCGUGGCCACAGACGGUUCCUUGGAGGAAUGGGGCGUUUUGUGAGAGGCAGAAUAAAAAGGAGAGAGGCGGGUCCGUUAGCUACUCGGUUUUUGGCCCGAAAAUCCAUCGUGGCCAUUCGUGAGCUCCGGUCCGCUUCUGAUGCUAUUAUUGGAAAUCAGAGGUUGGGAGAAUUUUUUUUAGAUUUGCAAAUAACCUUUUGGUAUGUAAAUAUAUAUGGGAUAAUAAUACACAUUGUUGGGUGUAAAAA
Messenger RNA from Helianthus annuus (common sunflower), 1310 nucleotides. RefSeq names its product F-box protein PP2-A13. Lineage: Eukaryota; Viridiplantae; Streptophyta; Magnoliopsida; Asterales; Asteraceae. The transcript has 3 exons. The record is from RefSeq and is a predicted model, not a curated record. Gene Ontology annotation, molecular function: protein binding. Bases 116 to 955 code for a protein of 279 amino acids.